Molecule: messenger RNA, 3101 nt
Organism: Hemiscyllium ocellatum (epaulette shark)
Lineage: Eukaryota; Metazoa; Chordata; Chondrichthyes; Orectolobiformes; Hemiscylliidae
Product: acetyl-coenzyme A synthetase 2-like, mitochondrial
Exons: 14
Coding region: 1-2046 (681 amino acids)
Cellular component (GO): mitochondrion
Molecular function (GO): AMP binding; acetyl-CoA synthetase activity
Source: RefSeq, a predicted model, not a curated record
AUGAAGUUGCUCAGAGCUGCUUGCUCUCCCCUCCAGCUCCUGCUCUCUGGCCAAGGCGCUGCUCACACCCCCCGGCUCCGGGCUUGUUGCACUUUCAAUGUCACUGCCUACAUGCCCGAAGCGGCAGCUUUCCCCGGGGUCCGGGAUUACCCGGGGCUCCGCGAUUACUCGGUGCAACAGCCCGACAGUUUCUGGGGAGCCCUAGCCCAGGGCAGGCUCUCCUGGAUCAGCCCCUUCCACACGGUCAGUGACUGCGACCUGAGCCAGGGCACUAUCCGCUGGUUCCAGGGAGGACGCCUCAAUGUCUCAGUGAACUGCAUUGACCGCCAUGUCCACACCUCUCCUGACAAAGUGGCUUUAAUCUGGGAGAGAGAUGAGCCUGGUGCUCAUGUGAAGAUUACCUACAGGCAGCUCCUGGAGAUGACCUGUCGUCUGGCCAACACUCUGAAAAGGCAAGGUGUCCGCAAAGGAGAUCGGGUGGUCAUCUACAUACCAGCCUCACCAAUCGCAGUGGCAUCGAUGCUGGCCUGUGCCCGUAUUGGAGCCGUACACACUGUGGUGUUUGCGGGAUUCAGUGCAGAGGCUUUGGCUGAUAGGAUUCGAGAUGCACAGUGUGAGAUCGUGAUCACUGCCAACCAGGCUCUGAGGGGUGGACAGGUCAUCAAGUUGAAGAAAACUGUGGAUCAAGCAGUGAAACAGUGUCCUUCAGUCAAGCGAGUGCUUAUCGCAACAAGAACAGAGAACAAGGUCCCAAUGUCGGAUAUUGACAUUCCCCUCGAGGAGGAAAUGAUGAAAGAAGAACCAGCCUGUGAACCCGUUGCCAUGGAGAGUGAGGACAUGUUGUUCCUGUUGUACACGUCAGGGAGCACAGGGAAGCCGAAGGGUGUGGUACACACACAGGCAGGUUUCCUGCUGUACGCGGCUCUCACACAUAGGUAUGUGUUUGAUUACCAUGAUGGUGAUGUAUUUGGCUGUGUUGCGGAUGUUGGUUGGAUCACUGGGCACAGCUACGUGGUGUUUGGACCUCUGUGCAAUGGAGGAACCACCGUGCUGUUUGAGAGUACUCCAGUCUACCCGAAUCCAGGUCGUUACUGGGAGAUGGUUGAAAGGUUAAAGGUCAACCAGUUCUAUGGAGCGCCCACUGCAGUUCGACUCCUGCUGAAGUAUGGAGAUACCUGGGUGAAGUCACAUGACCGGUCUUCUCUGAAAACGCUGGGCACAGUUGGAGAGCCCAUCAACCCUGAGGCAUGGGACUGGUAUUAUAGAGUUGUUGGGGAUGGCAAAUGCCCAGUGGUGGAUACUUGGUGGCAGACAGAGACUGGCGGUAUCUGUAUCGCUCCUCGGCCUGCAGAUAGAGGUGCCAAGAUACUCCCAGCUAUGGCAAUGAGACCCUUCUUCGGAAUCGACCCAGUACUCAUGAACGAGCAGGGUCAGAGAUUAAUGGGGAACGCAAUCUCCGGAUCACUCUGCAUCGCACAGCCAUGGCCAGGGAUGGCUCGGACUAUCUACAAUGACCACAACCGAUUUGUGAACACCUAUUUUAAAGCCUUCCCCAACCAUUUCUUCACUGGAGAUGGAGCAUACAGAUCUGAAGAGGGAUAUUACCAGAUUACAGGAAGGUUGGAUGAUGUUAUCAACAUCAGUGGUCAUAGGCUGGGCACUGCUGAAAUUGAAGGUGCAGUGAACCAACACCAAGCUGUGGCCGAGUCUGCAGCCAUUGGAUGUGCCCACGAGAUCAAAGGGGAAGGGUCUUAUGUCUUCAUUGUUCUGAAGGAUGGGAUGGUCGUUGCUGAGGACGUCUUCGAUAAGGAACUCAAAGACAUUGUCUCCCAAAAGAUAGCCAAAUAUGCUGCUCCUGAUCAAAUCCAGAUUGUGCACAGACUUCCUAAAACCCGCUCAGGAAAGAUAAUGCGUCGAGUUCUGAGGAAGAUUGUGGAAAAUAAAAUCGAUGAGCUCGGUGACCUUACUACCCUGGAUGAUCACACAGCUGUGCAGGAAAUUAUCGAUGGCCAUAAGCAGGUUCAGAAAAAUGAAGCUAAAUAUUAACUUGGAGACAUCGUGCCAGGGAUUUUAAAUACACACCGGUUUUAUUUUUAAAAGAUUAUAUUCAAUGCAACAUAUUAUGACCAAAAUGACCUAACUCCUGACAGCCCUCAUUGCAGAGAUGUGUAAUCUGGAAUGGAACUCUGUUUCUUUAUUAUAAUGCCAUUGUAACUGAAUUACCCAGCAGUGCUCUCUCCAUCACAGUUCACAGGACAACCACUCUGUGGCAGGAACUGUGGCUAUCCAACAACUAGAGGAGAGAGUGUGGAACAAACUGGGGGAAAUGUGGAAUGGCUGAUGCUUUGGCACUGUGAAUAGCCAAGGUUCACAUUUUACAUUGACGAUACACUGUGCCCAGGUAAGGAGCAGUACGAUGAUCCAGUCUGACCAUUCUGAUGGUAUCUGCUAGGUAUUUCUGUCAAAACUGCAGAUAAAUUGCUUCAUCUCUGGAGUAUAUUGGGAGGAUCAGAAGGCCAGAUUUUUGAGGUGGUCCCUCUCGCCAACUCUUGUGAAUUUCGAGAGAAAGAAUGAGAGAGAGAAAAAGUGACUUCUGUGCUCCUCUACAGUCACAACAUGAUCCUUGCCAAAGCAUUAUUUUUCAAACCUGCUUGUUUGUUUUUGAAUUAAAGAGCUGCAUGCCAUGAUUAAAACUCAGGUACACUUCACUGACAGAAGGCAGAGAACAGCUUCAACCUCAAUAGUUCAGGUUCUCUCCUUGGUUGGCUUGUUAUGUAGAAAAUACAAGACUGCAGGAACUUUGAUUUUUAAAAGCAGGUCAUCAUGAAAUGUCCUAUGUAAUGAUUAGCACCAAUGGAAAUUUGCAAGCUGAAUGUUGCCAUGGUUGCCUCAGUGACCUCUGGACUUAUUAAACACACAACUCCUUGAAUAGUGGCCAACAUGAUUGAUCCAAUACACCAUUUUUACUGGAAAUAAAUCUCAAACCUAGCCUUGAAUAUCUGCGAACUGAGAAACAUGGUUCACUUAAACUCACUUUUCUUUUGGAUGUUUGUUUUCAGCUUCAAUGACAAAGUGUUCUCUGGAGCAAACUAGUAAUUGAA